CGUAUAUAGUAUAGUAUAUUAUACACAUACAUUACAUUACAGUUUACACACACACACACACAUACGCGCGCGCACACACACACACACACACACACACACACACACACACACACACACACGCACGCAUGCACACCGAUCAGCAGCUACAUCGUAAUCGCUUUCCUCCUUAGUUUUUUUUAUUUUAAUUUUUUUUUCUCAAUUCCGAAUGACAAGUUCGGCUAGCGUCCGCGCCACUGUCAGUAACAGUUAAUUGGUCGCGUUCGCCGUUUCCGUGCCCGGUACGUGUACUACGACACGGUGGUGUUUGCUAUACGGCAGCUGAAUAUCGCGUCGCCGUUUGCGUGUGUGCCGUCAGGUCGUCGCUUCGUCUCCCCGGUCCAGUGUGUUCGUCUCCGUUCGCGCCCGCAGACACCGACGACGUCGUCUAAAUGGGAAGCGUGAACAACGCGGUCCGUUGCGGUUUCAUAUGUCGUUUGUGUUCGAAAAUCGACAGACGGGUGAUACACAUAUUCGGCGAACUGGGCAGAAAACACAAUUUGGUGCAGAAGAUCCGAGAUUACCUACCCAUCAAGAUCAAAUCCUCUGAUGGCUUACCUCUAACGUUAUGCGUAUCUUGUGUACAGCGUUUGAAUCGUAGACAUACCUUACAAAUGGCUAUAAAACAUAGUGCUCGAAUAGUAGCUCGUUCCAGAGUACAACAAGCUAGUGAAAGACAAGAAUGGAACCAACGUCAACAUCUAAAUCUUUGUCAAGAAUGCCUAUCCGCUGCGGUUCAUUCAACAUGAUUGUAGUCUUCUUCUUAUUAUUAUUAUUGUAUAUACCUAUGAUUUUUUUUUUCAAUGAAGACUGUUUUACAAAAUGAGUUCAAAGUAAAUGAGACAAAUACUGUGUAAACAUACUGUUUAAAUUUGUCAUCCUCAUCUCUGAAUUACUAAAAAAAAAAUGUUUUACUAACGGUUUUUAUUAUGAUUAAGUCGGGCAAUAAAUUAUUUAACAAAACUAUUUUAAGAAAAAUUUAUUUUUAUUUUUAUGUAUAACAAUAUGAAUGUGCUUAAAUAAUUUAUUUUUAAUUAUAAGCAAGUCGAGUAUUGUUAGCUUGUUUAAAAUUAAGAAUUGUCGAUGUAGGCCUAUUAGUUAUACUGUAGGGUUAGUCAAAAUAAAAUAUGUGUGUAAUAAAGUACUAGUAGAGAUAGUCUAAAAUGAAAAUUUUACUGUAUUUUUAUGCUUUGUUUAAAAUUUUAAUUUUUACAAAAAAAACAAAUUACCUAUUGAAAUUUAUUAUUUGAUUAAUUAUACAUGUAUAAAAUAUAUUUAUAUAUAUUAUGUACGAAUGAAAUUAGAAAAUGUGUUAAAUUAAUAAUUUUUUGUUUUGGUUUAUUAUGAAAAAAUAUUAUCUAACUUACAAUGUCACAAUUCAAAAUUUAUCAAACCGCUAAUUAGAUAAAUAAUGAGAUGUGCCAUAAAUCCACUAGUUUUCUCAAUGCAAAAUGACUAAUAAUUUAAUAAAUAAAUCUUUCCUGAUCUCAAACUUAUGGGAAGAUUUUUAUUGAAGUACUUAUUUAACAUAUUUAUUUUGACAUCCUGAAAAAUAUCUUUAACAACAUUGUUAAUUUAUAAUUUAUAUCUCAGUAAAGUAAGUGCUUAUACAAAGACACUUAUACUUAAUAUAAUAUUAUUGUAGUAAAAUAUUUUAAAUUUUAAGUCAAUAAUUUAAUAUUUAAGACUAGAAAUAAAGAAUGCAAUAAGUGCAAUAUGAAUAGCGCUAAUUAUUUAUUGUUUAAAACCUCAUUCACAGCAUAGUAUUAAAU
Molecule: messenger RNA, 1808 nt
Organism: Adelges cooleyi (spruce gall adelgid)
Lineage: Eukaryota; Metazoa; Arthropoda; Insecta; Hemiptera; Adelgidae
Exons: 2
Coding region: 429-785 (118 amino acids)
Cellular component (GO): nucleus
Molecular function (GO): zinc ion binding
Source: RefSeq, a predicted model, not a curated record